AUGGCCUCUCCUAAGCGGCGCAAAAUUGAGACGGGAGAUACCCAGCCUAUGAGUGCUUUUGCUCUAAGACGUCAACUCCCAUCUGGGGCCAACUCUGCUUUCGGAUCGCCCAAAUCUCCCCAAGGUUCCUCCAGACCUGCGGGGUCUAAGCCUGUAGCAUCUAGCGGUUCUGAGACAGUAAAGUCAGGGAAUGGCGCGGCGAGGCUUCCUCUUGACCCCAGCCCAGAGCCCGUCAUCCCGGCGCCGCCGAAAGAUCUUGCUCACUGUUGUCAUAGUGUAUUGGAUUCGUCUGUGACAUCAGUAUCAGCAGAUGCCCCAGCGGUGCAACCAUUCUCUACAUUCAAGCUCACCAAGCAGAACUCUCGGAAACUGUCAGGAGGCAUUCUUCGACUAAAACUGGUCGAGAGCGAGCGAUUCGUUGUUUUAGGGAGUUUUGGCGUUCGUGUUAUCAACGGCGAGGUGACGGUUGCCGGGGCUCUCCUACGGCCGUCGGAGUCCAUCGCCUGGAUACACGCUUCCCACAGCUACGCUAUACCCGUCCUACGUUGCUCUGACGAGACCAGUCUCGAACUGCAUCCUCAUCCCAAUGCCGCGGAGCUACGUGGGCUGGAGAAGUUGUCUCCCUUGUUCAGAGGUCUAUGGAACGAAUCACCCGCUGCGGCUCGAAACGGUCGACAUAUUGAGCCAUUCCAACUAAUUUCCACGUCCAAGGAUGCACCUAAGAAAGCCUUUAUCCAAGACCUGGUCUCCCCUCCUGCAUGGAAUAAGAAACUGGCUGAGCUUGUGACUGGGCAAGAGAGCAAGUGCCCCGUGGUGCUCAUAUGCGGUCCGAAAUCAUCCGGGAAGUCAACUUUUGGUCGGAUUCUCUGCAACCGACUCCUAACGUCGCCAUCACGACGCUCCAGACGAGGCUUGUCGCCUGCCGUUGCAAUCCUCGACCUGGACCCAGGACAACCCGAGUAUCAUCCAGCAGGUACCAUAGGUCUUGUCCAUGUGAAGCGGCCCAAUCUGAGCCCGCCUUUCACACAUCCCGUUCCAGCGGAGGCCGAUGCAACAGUUUUGAGGUCGCACGCUGUCGCCUCUGUGUCCCCCGCGUCCGACCCCGAACUCUACAUCGAAUGUGCUCUGGACUUAUUUCGGCAUUACCAACAAUCUGCGUUGCGAGGCCGCCCCUUGAUUAUUAACACCCCUGGCUGGGUCUUUGGAACGGGUCUCGACUUGUUGACGGAAUUGGUAUCCAAGCUCGCCCCCACCGACGUUAUCUACAUGUCAGAGGACGGUCCUAGUGAGACGGUUGAGGCCCUCAAGGGGACGGCGAAGAAUGCCUUCGUGACGCUCCCGUCGCAGCAAUCUGAAUUUACUACCAGGACAGCGCUGCACCUACGGGCCAUGCAGGCCAUGACCUACUUCCACUCGGUUCGGUCUCGCUCAGGAGACGUUUCAUGGACUCCCGAACCCUUAACCGCCAUGCCUCCUCUCCAAGUGCGAUACUCCGGGGAGAGUCCGGGGAUCCUGGGCAUUCUGAGCUACGAACUUCAACCGCCUGCAGGGCUGUUAGCCGAGACCGUCAACGGCUCCAUCCUCGCCAUCGUCGAGAUCGAAGAUGCCAAGGCAUUCCGAGAUCUCUUCCACACCAUCCAGGGACCUCCUCCAUCAUCCAGCGACGGCGCCAUGGAUGUUGACGAGGAUGACGAGGAUGACGAAGGCAAGAGGCUAGCUCUAACCGCAGCUCUCGAAACACAACUCGCAAGGACACCAGAGGGAAUCCCAUUCAUCCCGAACCCCGACUCCCGGAGCCUGGAUCCGCGCUAUUCUCGCAGCCUGGGGCUCGUCCUCCUUCGGGGCAUCGACGUCGCAAGCCGCUCACUGCAGGUCCUGACGCCCGUACCGCUGUCUCUCAUCGAGGAGAGCAGGAGUAACGGACACCACCUCGUUCUCGUCCACGGGAAAUUCGACACGCCGGGGUGGGCGUACACGGAGGACGCCUACGCACGAUCGUUCACCGAGGGUGCCAACGAAGAGGGCACUGUGGAAAUCGCGGAGGGCGACACGGACAGUGACGAUUCGGCUGAUGAGCCUGAAAACCUGGAGGAUGCAGGUGAUUUUACUGGGACGCCGUGGGUCGAAGAGCUACGGGGAAACGAGAAGAGGCCGGUAGGGUCCAGGGUUUGGCGGGUACGCAGAGAUCUAGGAAAGGCUGGACCGGGAGGAGGUGAUUGA
Messenger RNA from Sodiomyces alkalinus F11, 2220 nucleotides. RefSeq names its product GRC3 protein. Gene Ontology annotation, molecular function: polynucleotide 5'-hydroxyl-kinase activity. The transcript is spliced from 6 exons. Gene Ontology annotation, cellular component: nucleus. Gene Ontology annotation, biological process: cleavage in ITS2 between 5.8S rRNA and LSU-rRNA of tricistronic rRNA transcript (SSU-rRNA, 5.8S rRNA, LSU-rRNA). Bases 1 to 2220 code for a protein of 739 amino acids. The record is from RefSeq and is a predicted model, not a curated record. NCBI's taxonomy places the organism in Eukaryota, Fungi, Ascomycota, Sordariomycetes, Glomerellales, Plectosphaerellaceae.